Messenger RNA from Menidia menidia (Atlantic silverside), 1017 nucleotides. The record is from the annotation of a GenBank genome assembly. Lineage: Eukaryota; Metazoa; Chordata; Actinopteri; Atheriniformes; Atherinopsidae.
AUGAGACUCGCUAAACCACUUUUAAACCACUUUAAGGUUCCCAUCAUCAAGCUGACGGACCAGGAGACGGAGGUGAAGGUAGACAUCAGCUUCAACGUGGAGACCGGAGUCAAAGCGGCCAGCUUUAUCAAAGACUACGUAAAGAAGUACCCGGUGCUCCCGUACCUGAUCUUUGUGCUGAAGCAGUUCCUGCUUCAGAGAGAUCUGAACGAGGUUUUCACCGGGGGCAUCAGCUCUUACAGCCUCAUCCUCAUGGUCAUCAGCUUCCUGCAGCUCCAUCCUCGAAUCGACGCCAGAAACCCCAACGAGAACCUGGGCAUGUUGCUGAUCGAGUUCUUUGAGUUGUACGGUCGACAUUUCAAUUACUUGAAAACGGCGGUUCGCAUCAGAGACGGAGGCUCGUACGUAUCCAAAGACGAGAUCAUGAAGACCAUGACGAACGGAUACAGGCCAUCCAUGCUCUGCAUAGAGGAUCCACUACUCCCAGGUAACGAUGUGGGGAGAGGCUCCUACGGGGCCAUGCACGUCAAACAGGUGUUCGACUACGCCUACACCGUCCUGAGUCACGCCGUGUCUCCACUGGCGCGUUCCUACCCAAACAAAGACGGGGAAAGGUUAGGCCCCGCCCCAAUACCCGGCCCUAUAGAGGCCCGCCACGCCUCUAAAACGCCUCUCCCUCUCUACUCCCACAGCACACUGGGCAGGAUAAUCAGGCUGACACAGGAAGUGAUCGACUACAGGAAGUGGAUCAUUAAGAAGUGGGGCGGCAGAGAUUCGACACGGACGGACAAUAGAGUUUCGUCCCCGAAGGAUCCGGUCCGGGAUCAGGACCCCUGCGUGUUGGGGGGCGUGGUGGGUUCUGAGGAGCAGCAGAGGGACUCUGUUUCCCCCCACAGCGCGGACUCCCCGAUGUCCAUCCCCAGCUCCCAGCAGCACUCCUCCGCCUCCUCCGUGUCCUCGCUGUCCGGAUCCGAUAACGUAGGAUUUCUCCUUCUCCGUUCCCGUCUUAGUAUUUAG